Molecule: messenger RNA, 678 nt
Organism: Exophiala xenobiotica
Lineage: Eukaryota; Fungi; Ascomycota; Eurotiomycetes; Chaetothyriales; Herpotrichiellaceae
Exons: 2
Coding region: 1-678 (225 amino acids)
Source: RefSeq, a predicted model, not a curated record
AUGAAUUCCGAUAUAGGUCGGUCGGGGGUGUCGAAAAACAUCGAUGCCUCGUCAGACGACAGCGUCCCCUUCGAUCAUCGUCGCGUUGACCCUUCAAUCUACAACAAUCUGGAGGAGGUCAGAGAUGUCAAAGCGUUCACCGAUAUGGUCAAGGACUACAUGGCUUAUGUAAGAGCGGAACCUCACCAGUACAAAGGUUGGGAUGAGGAUAGAGAAUUGGACACCGCUAGUAUGUUUGUCGCAAUGAUAAACAACGAGAAAGGAUGGACAUUGGCAAGCAACAUGGUGCCAGAGUUCCAAUCACCAACAAUUGACACAACGAACCUCCCUGAUCCCCUGCGAUAUAUCCUCGAUGCUGUCGAGAGUCGCUUACCGAUGCGGGCAGCCUACAUUGACAAGGGAACACGGAGUGCGGAUCAAGUAUGGGAAGAGGAUCUAGCCUGGCGUAGUGAGAAGAGGUGGGUGGAGUACUUAGGAUGGCAAGCAGGACGAUUACACCACACAAGUGAUGAUCGACUAAGGCGAGAACAGGAGCAUGAACAGGAGCAUGAACAGGAGGUUGGACAGGAGUAUGAGGAGUAUGAACAAGAGUAUGAUCAGGAGUAUGGACAGAAGGAUGAGGAGGAAGAACAGGAGGAUGAAGAGGAGUAUGAUACGGAAGAGGACAUGGAUGAAUGA